This is a messenger RNA of Propithecus coquereli (Coquerel's sifaka), 536 nucleotides long. Its product is annotated as interferon alpha-inducible protein 27-like protein 2. The transcript has 4 exons. Gene Ontology annotation, biological process: apoptotic signaling pathway. Lineage: Eukaryota; Metazoa; Chordata; Mammalia; Primates; Indriidae. Gene Ontology annotation, cellular component: membrane; mitochondrion. The record is from RefSeq and is a predicted model, not a curated record.
GGGGCGGGGUGUGGGGCGACGCCUGCGCUGUGCUCGGGUCCCCAUUGGUUGGUAGGGGAAGUGCCCACGGAAGUUUUCAUUUCCUGAGCUGAGUGGGACCCGGACCGGCCUCAACAUGAAGAUCCUGGUGGCUGCUGCAGUCGGAGGAGCUCUGGCCGUGGGGACUGUGCCGGUGGUGGUCGGUUCCCUGGGCUUCACCGGGGCAGGCAUCGCGGCCUCCUCCACAGCGGCCAAGAUGAUGUCUGCAGCGGCCAUCGCCAAUGGGGGUGGAGUGGCCGCGGGUGGCCUGGUGGCUACUCUGCAGUCAGUGGGGGCAGCUGGACUCUCCGUGUCAUCCAAAAUCCUCCUGGGCACCGUUGGGUCCGUUUUUGGAGCCUGGUUGGGGGGUUCCAAAAAGUGAACAAAAACACCUUCUUCUCCUCCCCCAGCUGGACCUGAGGCUAAAGAGGACCAGCCAAGAGAAAUUGUGCUCCAAAUUGAACCUCCAAAACCCCCACUCAAGUCAGAUAAACAUGACAAAUAAAGAUCACAUGCAG